AAUUACAAUAAUUAUAAGCAAUUAUGAGUAUCACAGUAAAUCGUGAGAUAUGAAUUUUGAUUUUUACAGCCUCUAUUACAUACCUUCAAUGUUAUAUAGUCCAUAUGAAGAAAUAUAAGUUACAAUGCAAACAAGAUUACGCGUAUUGCAAAUAUUAUUAAUUUUAUGCAUUUUUCAUCAGAAAGAAAAAUGUACCGCGAUCAAGUGUUAUCAGUGCAGCAGUAAAGAGGAUGAAGAUUGCUCCGUUAACAAAGUACAUUUUAAAUAUCUCAAGCUAUGCCCGUCGGGUCAUCCGUAUUGCCGUAAAGCCGUUUACGUGUACUACUUCAUGGAUAGCCAUAACGACCUGACGAUGCGCGAAUGCGCAAAGUCGCGGAACAGAGAAUGUUAUCGAGGACGCUAUAGUCGGGAUAGUUAUCAGCUUGUCUGCGAAUGUGUGGGUUACGGUUGCAAUCGAUCCCGACGAAGCUCACCCAGUCUCGCGAUCUACUUUCUAUGUACGCUCCUCGUGAUUGUUGACUUUAUUAGGCGCAAUCAUCCAAAUUGAUUAAGAUGUUCCAAAAAUACGUUCCCUCAUUCAGCAAACCCUAAUAUAGUUGUAUCGCGCUCUUUCUUGCGUAUCUACCAGCUGUAGCCGCGCCAUUAAUUUACACAUGUAAUAAUUAUCCUUUCUGUUAUAGUAUUAGAAUUAUAGAAUAGUAAAAAAAAUAUAAUAAUAGAUUAAAUGUUAUACAAGAUAUAUAAUAAUAUAAAUAUAUAUUCGCUCGUGCGAAAUACAGUCUAAUAUGCGUUCAUAAUAAUUGUUGAAGAUUGACAUCAUGAAAUAAUGAAUGAGAUAAAUGAAUAAAAAUAAAAAGAGAUAACGAAACUGCAUAUUUUAUACUCGAUAUGUUGUGUCACAGUUAUACGCGGAUUAACAAUAAAAAAUAAUGAUUGCUACGCUGUUUUAUCAUACACACAAUUCGACCGAUCAUGCAGCAUUGUUUCAGGAAGUAACAAGUACCCGUGAUAUAUACGAGCACUGCACGACGUAGUAGCUUCCGUUUCGCCAAUCACGAUAUAUAGACGCAACGAGAUAGAUUAUAUAACGACUAAGAGAGAGAUGGAGAGAGACAAAGAUGGAAAAAUGGCGAGAGAUGACAUCGCGAGCGAGACAAGGUCGCCGGAGUACAAGGGACAAUAAUUGAAAGCAAGAGUUGGUUUGUGCGGCAGAAAGAAAAGAGAAAAAAAUAUAUAUGUGCAGAAAAUGUAGACAUAGAUAUAGUUAGGUCCUCUUUCCUCCGCACGCGAUAUUCUCUUCGCGGCAUGGCAGCUGAAAACUGCACGCGGGCGUAGACAGGCGGCGUCGAGCGGCGUCGACGCGACGACGCCGAGGGUGACUCGGAUGGGGUGACAGGCGCCACCACGGCGGGCAUCUCUGCCCCCGUGCGUCUCACCCUUCUUAAUAACCCUUCGUCUUAUUCCGUAUGCCCCAUUCAAUGCGUAUCGAUUGAGAUUUAACGGGACUUUCGCGGACCCGGAUAUUCAAAUUCAUUUCAAUGUCGCAAGAGUCUGCAUUUUU
Molecule: messenger RNA, 1561 nt
Organism: Nylanderia fulva
Lineage: Eukaryota; Metazoa; Arthropoda; Insecta; Hymenoptera; Formicidae
Source: RefSeq, a predicted model, not a curated record